Messenger RNA from Paramecium octaurelia, 1187 nucleotides. NCBI's taxonomy places the organism in Eukaryota, Ciliophora, Oligohymenophorea, Peniculida, Parameciidae. The record is from the annotation of a GenBank genome assembly.
AUGAAAUUAGUCAAAAUUUAAGUAAUCAGAUGCCCAAAGCUUAUUUAAAAUUAAAUCAUUAACUAAAACAGAAAAUAGAUAACUAAUAUCUUCUAAGCAAUUAGGAUCGACUCUUCUCAAAAAGUGUUGUAGAAAAAGUUAUCAAAUCACUUAGAAGAGGAGAAUGAAAGUAACUAAAAAUUUCUAAUGAGGAGAAAAGUAGCCUGUUUAACUGUGAGUGCGGUUUCACCUCAAAUCAUAAAGAGAGUCACGGAACCCAUAUAUAUCAGAAACACAGUAAAAUAACGCCCAAGUCUAAUUAAUUUAGUAAGAGUGAUAAGCUGAAAGGGAGUUGUGGCUUAGAUAGUAGAACAUUUAACAGUAAUUCCACCUGAGAAGAAAACAGAUAUCAAAAAUAAUCAGCUUCUUUAUUAAUAGCAUCUAAUUGGUGACUAUUAUUAAAGAACCACACAUUAAUAAUAAUGCAAAUUAAAUUUAACAAAAAAGGAGAAAAAAUCUCCAUUCAAUUUAAACCCUUAAGCAAUUGACAAAAAUCUGAAUAUUUUCAGUUCGAAUAUAGUCUCCUUUAACAAUAAACUUCAAUUUGUUAAACAAAACACCCCCAAAUCAUUUAUCUUUAAGAAACAAGAUAAGUAAUGUAAUCAAGUCUUUUAUAUAAUUUCUUCAAAAAAUACAUAGAAGGGGACUUUACAUGUGCAUUCAUAAACAGUUCAUUAGCAGAGAUAUUUCUCAUGCAUUGAUUUUUUGAAUAUAGAAUUCAUCUUGCUACAAUGUAUAAAUCAUUUGAUCGAAAUGUUUUGUGCUUAAUUUAUAUUGGAAAAAACCUUAGGAGCUAAAUCAGAAUAAGGAGAAGAUCUAAAACUUUUACAUUAAUUGCAAGUAAGGAAAGCACAAUCAUUGUUUUUAAUAGUAGAUGAUGUUAACUCUACUAAUUUAUAAUUUUUUGGAAUUAACAGACAUAAUCGCUAAAUAACAAUGGACCUAUAUGAGAAUUAUCAAAAAUAAAAUAAGAAUAUCCCGAACGGAUCUGCUUCUCAUAAAUGACAAUUAAGAAUAUUCCUAUAAAUACUAUGUUAAUGAUAUAUUAUCUGAUCGUAUUUUAGUAUACUUUAAUUAAAUCUUGAACCUACAAGAAGUUUAGGGACUGAAUUAGAAAUUCUUUAGCCGAGUUUUGUGAUAAUAAUAAU